UUGUGUUUUGUACGCAGCUACCAUGGAUAUUUAACAAGCUGACAAUAAAUCUGUUUAUUUGCAACACAUAUCUGACGGUUUAAAUGAAACUCAAAUGGGUCGUAAACAGUGAAGAUAAUAUUCCCAUUCUGUUCGGCCAGUCAGCUUAGUUUACAAGGUGGACAGGAGGUGAUUCUGUCCUCUUUUGUUAUGAUAAAUCCCAUCGGAUCAUCUGCGGCUUUGACACUGACCUAAGAGCUGUGAUGUCAUGGCGGCUGCCAGCGUGACCAGACCUGGCAGUGCCCGGACCACCGAAAAGUCUCAGUUGAUCCUAAAAGUGGUGUCAGCGAAGCCCCAGUCUCCAAAGCUGCCGAACCGUCACUCACGGCUCAGCUCCUUCGUCGAGGUGACGGCCGACGGUCUGACCAGUGAAACCAAAAAAACAGGCAAACGCAGCGGGCACCUGGAGCUGCAGUGGAACGAAGACCUCACUCUUAAUGUGACGCCUGAGAGUCAUCUGGAUCUGAAGUUGUGGAGCUGCCACACCUUGAGAAAGGAGCUUCUGGGCAGUGCUACCAUAGACCUUCUGGACACACUGCGCACACAUGAUGGCAAAAUGGAGAACGUCCAGCUGAGUCUGGUGCUGCAUACGGAGAACAAAGGCUUGGUUGUGGCAGGAGGGGAGCUCAACGUCUGUCUGGACGGCAUGGUUGUUGAUCUGGGCUCUCUGCCCAAUGGCAGCACAGCAGCAGACAAGAGCCUUCAGCCUGACAGACCCAACCUGAGGAGGACACAGAGUGAGGGGACUCCCACUUCAGCUGGAUCAAGCAGCAGGAACAACAGACACUCGGUGGGGGGUCCGCAGGGUGAGUGCCCCGGGGGGUUCAGAGAAAGGUAUCUGCCUAAUGGUGAGCUAACGGAGGAGCAGAACCAUGACACAUCUGGCCAUCGGCAGCCUUCAAAGAGCAAUGGCAGCCCUGGAAACAGUGCAGCAGACAAAGUUGAGUUGACGUCCAACGGGUUGGACAGCAGUCGUGGAGUUGUGGCCCAUCAGACUCCUCCUCCUCCAUCCUCUCCAUCAGGCCGAUCUACAGCUACCAAUAACAACAACAGCAGUAGCCCCUCUCCGGGACGGGACACCCAGGGUCCGGGCGUCCUGGCAGAUUCCACCCCCAACGUCCCCUCCAGCGCAGAGCAAGCCAACAGCAACACAACUGAGUCGACCACAGAUUCGCUCCCGGCAGGCUGGGAGCAGCGGGUUUUACCUCAUGGCAGAGUGUAUUACGUCGACCACAACACCAAAACCACAACUUGGGAGAGACCACUGCCAGCAGGCUGGGAGAAACGAGUGGACCAGCGAGGCAGGUUCUACUAUGUGGACCACAACACCAGAACCACCACAUGGCAGAGGCCCACGGCCGAGUCUGUGCGCAACUACCAUCAGUGGCAGAGCCAGCGCAGCCAGCUGCAGGGUGCUAUGCACCAGUUCAGCCAGCGCUUCCUUUACCAGCCGUCCGGGGCUCCAGUGGAAAAUGACCCGCUGGGCCCGCUGCCUACUGGAUGGGAGAAACGCCAGGACAAUGGCCGAGUCUACUUCGUCAACCACAACACGAGGACCACCCAGUGGGACGAUCCUCGGACCCAAGGGAUGAUCAAGGAGCACCCCCUGCCCCCUGGCUGGGAGAUGAAGUACACCGCAGAGGGAGUGCGAUAUUUUGUGGACCACAACUCUCGCACCACCACCUUUAAAGACCCCAGACCCGGGUUUGAGUCAGGGUCACGGCAGGGCGGGUCACCCGGAGCUUAUGACCGGAGCUUCAGAUGGAAAUACCACCAGUUCCGUUUUCUGUGUCAGUCCAACGUCUUGCCCAGCCAUGUGAAGAUCUCCGUGUCCAGACAAACACUGUUUGAAGAUUCAUUUCAGCAGAUUAUGAACGUGAAGCCGUAUGAUCUUCGGCGCAGGCUCUACAUCAUCAUGAGAGGAGAGGAGGGUCUGGACUAUGGUGGCGUUGCCAGGGAGUGGUUCUUCCUGCUGUCCCAUGAAGUCCUAAACCCCAUGUACUGCCUGUUUGAAUACGCUGGAAAGAACAACUACUGCCUGCAGAUAAACCCGGCUUCCUCCAUCAACCCCGACCACCUCACGUACUUCCGCUUCAUCGGCCGCUUCAUCGCCAUGGCUCUGUACCACGGGAAGUUCAUCGACACCGGCUUCACACUGCCGUUCUACAAGCGAAUGCUGGACAAGAAGCCCACCCUGAAAGAUCUGGAGUCCAUAGAUCCUGAGUUUUAUAACUCCAUCAUGUGGGUCAAAAAGAACAACCUGGAGGAGUGUGAAGUGGAGCUGUAUUUUGCACAGGACAUGGAAAUCCUCGGGAAGGUUUCCAGUCAUCUGCUGAAGGAGGACGGAGAGGACGAGCUGGUCACAGAAAAAAACAAGGAGGAGUACAUCAGCUUGCUUACAGACUGGAGGUUCACCCGCGGGGUGGAGGAGCAGACCAAAGCCUUCCUGGACGGCUUCAACGAGGUGGUUCCUCUAGAGUGGCUUCGCUACUUUGAUGAGAAGGAGUUGGAGCUGAUGCUCUGCGGGAUGCAGGAGAUCGAUCUGGCCGACUGGCAGAAGAACACCAUCUACAGACAUUACACCAAGAACAGCAAGCAGAUCCAGUGGUUCUGGCAGGUUGUGAAAGAUAUGGACAACGAGAAGAGAAUCCGUCUGCUCCAGUUUGUAACGGGAACCUGCCGGCUGCCGGUUGGAGGCUUCACCGAGCUCAUAGGAAGUAACGGUGCCCAGAAGUUCUGCAUAGACAAAGUGGGGAAGGAGACUUGGCUUCCAAGAAGUCACACAUGCUUCAACCGUCUGGAUCUGCCACCCUACAGGAGCCUGGAGCAGCUCAGAGAGAAACUGCUGUUCGCCAUCGAGGAGACAGAAGGAUUCGGACAAGAGUGAAGCCGUUAAAGCAACAGGAUCGCUUUGUUUUCUUUCUUUUUUUUGAUAUUGAUUUUAUUUUAAUUUGUUAAUCACAGGGCUGCAACCUCACAAAGCCGCUCACCUGCUAGAAGAUGUCUGUCGACAGAAUAAAAGUUAAAGUUGGAGCACAGAGGAGAGACCGUUGCUCCUAGUGUGAAUGGACACUUGUGUGUGGAUGCUCACUUUGUUGUAAUAGUGUGAGUUCGACAGGACAGCACCACUCUCAGCUUAUAAACUGCACCAAAACCCGAUGGCAUUAAAGCCUUAAUGUCGCUCCACAACCACAGCACAGCUAACCGCGAAUGCAGUAACAUAUCUACGAAAGAGAAACACUUUUAGCGUUUUAACAAGAGGAUCUGAACAUGUCGGAGAGGUUAUCAGGAACUAGUUUACCUCUGUUACAGAGGAUAGACAGAGGAGAUGUGAUUUUACUUUUUAUUGCUCUGUUAAUUGUGAAGUCAGCAUUUUUUCUUGUACAGACCGAAAAUAAAUGAGAUUUCAAUCCCGAA
Girardinichthys multiradiatus is the source of this 3456-nucleotide messenger RNA. RefSeq names its product WW domain containing E3 ubiquitin protein ligase 2 (gene wwp2). Bases 248 to 2926 code for a protein of 892 amino acids. Gene Ontology annotation, biological process: ubiquitin-dependent protein catabolic process; negative regulation of transcription by RNA polymerase II; regulation of monoatomic ion transmembrane transport. Gene Ontology annotation, molecular function: protein binding; ubiquitin protein ligase activity. The record is from RefSeq and is a predicted model, not a curated record. The transcript has 24 exons. Lineage: Eukaryota; Metazoa; Chordata; Actinopteri; Cyprinodontiformes; Goodeidae.